Cyclocybe aegerita is the source of this 1119-nucleotide messenger RNA. The record is from the annotation of a GenBank genome assembly. NCBI's taxonomy places the organism in Eukaryota, Fungi, Basidiomycota, Agaricomycetes, Agaricales, Hemipholiotaceae.
AUGAAAGUUGAACAUUCGUCAGGAACAUCGGCCUUAUCAGACCAGCAUCUUGUCCUCCGCCACCAUCUCUUCAUUGGUAUAACCAUAGAUGUUCAGAACGAUACCAAGAAACGGCCAGAGGUCGCUCCUGACGCUUUUCGUGUGAUGUUGACGGGAUUUGGACCAUUUAUGCACUACACUGAAAAUCCGUCAUGGCUAGCCGUGAAGCCAUUGCAAAACGUCGUCCUCCAGACCGGCGUGCUACCAGACAACACCCCACAACCAUCAUUUUCCACCACCUCGUCUAUCCCAACAUCAUCUUCGAACAUAACGCCCAUCUCGCAGGGCCCAAGCACACCACGUCCAAUCCAUAUCACAACCCUCCAGAUCCCCGUCCUCUACCACGCUGUGCUAGACAUUGUGCCGGGCCUACACGCCCGCCCACCGAUUCUCCCGCCCGAUGCCUCGGAAGAGUGUGCAGAGCCCCCAGACAACGCAUACGACUUCAUCUUCCACAUCGGCGUGGCCGGUCGGGGGCCAUUACGCAUGGAACGCCUAGGGCACAAGUACGGUUACCACAUGAAGGACGCGUCGGGCAAGCUCGCCCCCGUGGUGCGUGUGUCACCGAAGGACUUCACGCGGCACGAAGGGCCGAGUGUGAGCGUGGACGGAGUCGGCGUUGGGACCCUGUCGCCUCCGAUCAGUGCGGCGGAGAGCAUGGAGCGUGAGCGCCUUGGGAUGGAUAUGACCGAGUCCAGCGGAGACACUAUGGUGCGCCCGACGAGGGGCUUUGGAGUCAACUAUGAAAACUUCCAGGAAGAGUACACAACGCACAUUGACGUUACUCGACUUGUGCAGGACCUCAAACGGUCGGGAGUUGAGCAAAUAUACACUUCGAUGGAUGCUGGCCAUUAUCUUUGCGAUUUCAUAUACUAUUGUUCGCUAGCCGAGGUCAAGCGAUCCUCGAAACCAUACGAGAAACGUCGCAACACUCAAGUGCUCUUCCUACACUGCCCACCGGUCGGCCAGCCUCUCACAACCAAGGAGGUCACUGAUGCUAUCAAGAAAAUUAUCAUCUGGGUCUGCAGCGAGCAGCAGAUCGAUGACGAGAGGGACGAUGCUGUCGUCGCCGCAGGCUGA